Messenger RNA from Durio zibethinus, 2065 nucleotides. NCBI's taxonomy places the organism in Eukaryota, Viridiplantae, Streptophyta, Magnoliopsida, Malvales, Malvaceae. The record is from RefSeq and is a predicted model, not a curated record.
AUGAGUAACAUGAUUCCACUUCGAUCCAGCUUUCUGUCUUCGUCUCUCCACCAUCAACCAACGACCAUAUCUUCCAACACGAGCCCCAACCCUCACCCUCACAUCCUGGUGUUCCCAUACCCAGCACAAGGCCACAUGCUUGCUCUUCUCGACCUCACCCACCAACUCUCUCUCCGUGGUCUAACCAUCACCGUCUUAGUCACCCCUAAAUGCCUCCCUUUCCUCUCUUCUCUCCUCUCUUCUCAACCUUCUUCUAUUACUCCUCUUGUCCUCCCUUUCCCUUCUCACCCUCUCGUCCCACCAGGCAUUGAGCAUGUUAAAGACCUCGGCAGCACCGGGAACCUUCCCAUUAUGGCCGCUUUAGGGAAACUUUACGACCCUUUAGUCAACUGGUUAAACGCUCACCCCAACCCUCUAGUUGCCAUCCUCUCUGAUUUCUUGCUUGGUUGGACUGAACACCUUGCAACCCGCUGGCAAAUCCCCAGGAUCACUUUCUUCUCGUCCGGUGCGUUUCUGGCUUCUGUGUUUGUUUAUAUUUGGAAUAACGUUGAAAAAGUGAAGUCUUUGAGUGAAGUCAAGUUUGGUCAUCUCCCUGGAUCCCAGCCGUUCAAGCAGGAACAUUUGCCAUCCGUGUUUAAGCACUACAAACGAUCCGAUCCUGAUUGGGAGUUUGUCAAGGAUGGCAUGAUUGCAAAUACGAAGAGUUGGGGUUGUGUUUUUAAUACCUUCGAUGCUUUGGAAACUCAGUAUGUUCAAUGUUUCAAGGGGCAUGUAGGUCAUAAUCGUGUUUUCACUGUCGGGCCACUUAGUUUGACAGGCCCUGAUGUAUCUGGUAGGGGCAAUUCUGGUUCUGACCCAAAUGACAAAGUGUUGGCUUGGCUUGAUGGAUGCCCCGAUGGCUCGGUUGUUUAUGUUUGCUUUGGGAGUCAAAAGCUGUUGAGAAAGGAACAAAUGGAAGCCUUGGCUAAUGGGCUUGAAAAGAGUGGGACACGUUUUAUCUGGGUGGUCAAACCAGGUACGACCCAACAGCAGGAUGACGGGUACGGAGUUGUACCCGAUGGGUUUGAGAAGCGGAUGGCAGGUCGGGGUUUGGUGGUAAAGGGGUGGGCGCCACAAGUGUUGAUACUGAAUCACAAAGCGGUGGGUGGGUUUCUGAGUCACUGUGGGUGGAACUCGGUUUUGGAAGGGAUAGUGGGAGGAGUCGUGAUAUUGGCUUGGCCUAUGGAGGCUGACCAGUAUUUGAACGCCAGGCUCUUGGUGGAUGAUAUGGGCGUGGCUGUUAGGGUGUGCGAGGGUGCAGACUCUGUUCCUGACUCAGAUGAACUAGGCAGGGCCAUCGCUGAGCCAAUGACUGAGGGCGGAGGAGUGAAGGCCAAGGCGAAAGAUCUGAAAGACAAGGCUUUGGCUGCAAUGAGUGAUGCGGGGAGCUCCAUGAAAGAUUUGGAUAGAUUUGUGGAAGAAUUGGGUCAACUUGGUGGGAGAUAAAUCCUGUUGUUUCAUCCGACCAGGCUUCUUUUCUCAAUAAACAACACCUUAGGAGAAGAAAUAUAGUAUAUCGAUGAAUGUGUCCACUGCAUCUGAUAUAAGCAACUAGCCUAGGGAGGAAGAGGGGAAGAUAGCGUCCCCUCUUACCUAGAGCAAUAUAUCAGAAGAAAUGGAGCUUUUUCUUGAUGCAGUAUUAUUAUCCAACAGGUUUUAUGUAUGCAUAUGUACAAAUAUACUUGGCAAUCCUAGCUGAUUGCAAGUAACAUAAAACUUCCCUGAUUAAACAUUUGAUGUCAUUCUUGUUUCAUUUUUUAACAUAAAACUUCCCUCAACUUGUGCUGCUUAUCAUCAAGCAGGAAAAAAUAAGUCUCAGAACUAAAAAGAAAUGAAAACAAAGGUGUUCAUAGGGGAGACAAUCUUUAAACUCAAACACCAAAAUUUUCUCAUUUUGAUAAACAAAAUUGUAGCAGUAUGUUUUUUAUCUGUCAAGAGUGGGAAGAACGCAAGUCAACCACCCACCUUUAAGUAGAGAAAGUCCAACUGGUUUCAGUAGUGCACUGUUCAGGCAAACAGCUCAAGC